CGCCCUUCCAUUCGAAAAAAAGUCAACAGGUUCGCAGUGCAAAUCAAAUAAGUGGAAAAACAUGGCAGAAGAGAUUUCAUUGGCUACAGUCAAGAAGCACAACAAGGCAGAAGAUCUCUGGAUAGUUAUCGAAAAUAAAGUCUAUGACGUCACCAAGUUUCGGCUCGAGCAUCCCGGUGGUGAGGACUCGCUCGUAGAUGUGGCUGGUCGUGAUGGCACCAAGGAGUUCAUCGACGUAGGCCACAGCCUAGAGGCCAGGAAGAUUAUGAAGAAGUUUUAUAUUGGCGAUUUGGCGGCCGCUGAUAUCAAAAAGAAAAGCCCAAUUAGAUGCGCUCAUGUGGGACUGGCCCUGGGCGCUGUUUUUCUGGGCUUUGCUCUGAUUUAUGUGAUUAAGCGGGGAGGAGGACCCAAGCAGUAACCAUCGGUACUGUCUGAUAUUUCUUCCGCUUCUUCCUUCAUUCCGCCGCAAUUGGAACGAUAGUGGAAUUGUUAUGCCCGCAUUUUGGAUAUUGUACAAUAAUGAUAUUAUUUAUUUGCCGUUUGCAAAUAACCCACAAAGUACCCGAGAAUUAAUAGAAAUCUGUGAAGCCAUUGCAUUUGAGAGUCCAUAAGACUUUGCGAUUCGGCACAUUCUAUCUACCUUUCUAUCUAUCCAUCUAUAUCUAUAGUCAAAGUUCUAUCUGUAGCACGCAUUUGUUCAAUGUUUAAUUCAAUAAAUCAUGCCUUGUAUACAAAGGGUGGGCACACACA
This is a messenger RNA of Drosophila persimilis, 750 nucleotides long. Its product is annotated as probable cytochrome b5. The record is from RefSeq and is a predicted model, not a curated record. Gene Ontology annotation, molecular function: heme binding. The transcript has 4 exons. Gene Ontology annotation, cellular component: intracellular membrane-bounded organelle; membrane. NCBI's taxonomy places the organism in Eukaryota, Metazoa, Arthropoda, Insecta, Diptera, Drosophilidae. Bases 62 to 418 code for a protein of 118 amino acids.